AUGGCUGGAAUAUUUCAAAAGUAUUUUGGUCAACUUAAAAGCAAAGUAAAAUCAAUCUAUGCCGAUAGUCCAUUUGACUGCGUGCUAAGUCUCAUCGAAAUGAAAAUCGGCGUUGCAUCUGAGAUCAUUGCUCUUGCUUUAUUUAGUAUUCUUGCUGUCUAUCUCGUUUUUGGCUGGUGUAACGACUUUGUUUGCAAUGUUAUCGUACUGAUCUAUCCAGUAUACAUUUCGUUGAUGACAAUCCAGUUAUCGGACACAUCCAGCCAUAAACGCCUGUUGACCUAUUGGCUUAUUUAUUCAUCACUCGGUUGCAUCGAAUAUAUUCUUCAUCGUAUAUGUGAUUUCUUAUUAUCCUAUUGGCUGGGCAAAUGCAUUUUUCUGAUAUGGUUUCUUAAAUCUGAAUCUUCUUCUUCCUUAAUGGUAGAGUCAUCAACACAACAAGAACCAGAAUAUAACAACGAUUCUUCAAAUGGCGAGGUCAAUGUGGAAGAACUUAUUGCUAAAAAUGGUGAUUCACCGACGCUGAAUCUAUCUGCACAAGGAAUUACUGAUCAGAAUCUGAAUAUUGUGGUCAAUGCGUUAGGAAAUAAUACGACAAUUAAAACUCUCGAACUCGUUUCCAAUUCGAUCAGCGCUGCAGGAAUUAAACUACUGGCUGAUGCUUUAAAAACUAAUUCGACACUGACAACACUCGAUCUCAGCAAUACUGGUAUCACAGACGAGUCAGCUCAACAUCUUGCUGAUGUUUUACGAAAUAAUACGACACUUUCUACGCUUCGACUUUUCAGUAAUAGCAUUGGAGUCCAAGGAGCCAAACAUCUCGCCGAUAGUUUAAGAGAAAACACGACACUCACUUUAAUCGAUCUUGGAUUGAAUCAAAUGGGAAGCGAAGGAUCACAAUACUUCGGAGAUGCUUUACGGAAUAACACGGGUCUUAAAGAAUUUAAUAUUCAAGCCAAUGAAUUAGGAGAUGACGGAACUGAACAUAUAGCUAACGCUUUACAACAUAAUACGACGCUUACAUCGCUCGGUAUCUUUUGCAAUCAAAUCGGUGAAAAAGGAGCACAACAUAUAGGUGAUGCUUUAAAAAAUAACAAGACACUUACAACACUUGAACUCCGUGACAAUACUAUCGGAGACAAAGGAACUCAGCAUUUGGCUGACGCUUUACAAUACAAUACGACUCUAACCACGCUUCAGCUCGAUACUAAUGGUAUCGGUGACGAAGGUAUUCAAUAUCUGACUGAAGCGUUACAAAAAAACAAGACACUCACUUCACUUAGUCUCAGUUCCAACAAAUUGGGAUACGAAGCGCUCAACCUUCUCAUCACUGCUUUGGAGAAGAAUGCUGCACUCACAUCAAUCAGUCUCUCAAGUAAUGAGUUGGGACCUGAAGCCUGUCAACAUCUAGUUGAUGCUCUAGGAAACAAUACGACACUCACUACACUCGAUCUUGGUUGGAAUAGAAUUGGAAACGACGGAGCCGAAUAUUUGGCUAAUGUUUUGAGCAAAAAUACGACGCUUAAUAAACUCGACCUUUCGUAUAAUUCAAUUGGAGAUGAAGGAGUUCAACAUCUAGCUAAUGCUUUACGAAAGAACACGGGUCUCAAGGAACUCAAUCUUUCGGGCAAUCGAAUCAACAACGUAGGGGUCAAACAUUUAGCUGAUGCUGUUCAAAAAAAUACGACACUGACCACACUUGUGCUUAUAUCAAAUAGCUGCGGAAGCGAACUUGAUUCAUCUGCCAUGAAACUUUUUCAGAAAAAUACUGCAUUGGAAGUUAAGAUGUCGUGGUAA
This is a messenger RNA of Rotaria socialis, 1797 nucleotides long. Lineage: Eukaryota; Metazoa; Rotifera; Eurotatoria; Philodinida; Philodinidae. The record is from the annotation of a GenBank genome assembly.